Messenger RNA from Pyricularia oryzae 70-15, 1997 nucleotides. RefSeq lists its product as uncharacterized. The record is from RefSeq and is a predicted model, not a curated record. The transcript has a single exon. Lineage: Eukaryota; Fungi; Ascomycota; Sordariomycetes; Magnaporthales; Pyriculariaceae. The coding region runs from base 252 to 1667 and encodes 471 amino acids.
UGGACACUGCUGAUUGGGGAAAUGGGGCCUUUGCCGUUUACCCGAAGGAUCAUAGUGUUUCCCUUAUAGGUUAAUAGUUUCCCCAUAGGUGGGGUGUCUUUAGCCUGACAUCCAGCACAUAUCAUAUUGAUCUGCAUGCCAACCAACCACCAAGACGCGCGGUUCCUUUCUCUUUUUUCCCUUUGUGUAACCACAUGGAUCUAUUCUCAUAUACCCCCCUUUUUAAACCAAAAAAUAAAACAAAAUAAAAAAUGGCUUCCGUCACCAGCUUCCCGGAGGUCCCUCGCUUGACGCAAAUAGAGCGCAUCGGCCCCAAGGGGUACCUGCGUUAUGUCUUCAACUUUGCCCUCCCAGAGGACUAUGACCUCGAAGCAGUGGCAGCGGCCCUGCAAACGGGUUAUGACGCCACCAAGGAGCGGAUGGGAAUCCUCCGCUGCGAGGCCAUGCCGGAUCCGGACGCCGGCCAGGAGGGCGUUUUCAAGCCGGUCGAGAUGCCGGCCGACGACGAAAUCGAUAAAAUCACCGUCAAGGACUUGAGGAAGACGUUUGGCCAGACGCACGCCCAACUCCGGGACAAGGGCUUUCCUGUUUCUGCAUUCGAGGCGGAUGUUGUCAUGCGGCGCGGAGUGUGGCCUCAGCCCGGCGAGCGUCUGCCAAUCUCUUUGCUGCAGGCAAAUUUCAUCGAGGGCGGACUGGUUCUGACUUGGUGCAUAUUGCAUGUGUUUGGCGACGGCACCACAUUCCACCAAUGGAUGCGCAUCUGGGCCGAAGAGGUUAGGAAAGCCGAAGGAGUGGAAAUCACCGAGCCGCUUGUCUUUGACUCGGCCAUGUGGACGGACCGUGAGCAGAUCAUGAAGCCGAGCGGCAAGAAUGCCGGGCGCCCUGAGGACCACCCCGAAUACACGGUGCUGCCCUUUACCCCUCCAGGCAUGCCGCCUAAGAUGCUGUCGGAUGCCCACCGCGGCAAGGUCUUUUACUUCUCCCCCGAGGCGCUCAAGGAGCUCAAGACCGAAGCCGACCCCAAGACCAAGGCGCUCCAGGACAUUGGCGGCCAGGACUGGGUGUCGACCAACGACGCCUUGUCGGCCCUACUCUGGCGGACCGUCAUGUCGGUGCAGCACGGACACAUGCUCGACCAGCUCGAGGGCGACCCCGUCUCCGUGUUCAACGUCGCCAUCGACGGGCGCCAGAGGACGAACCCGGCGGUGCACCCGGCCACGCUGGGCUGCUUCCUCGAGUACGUGGCCGCGUCUGCCAGCGUGCGGGACAUGCUGGACUCGGCCAAGACGAGCGUGGCGGAUCUGGCCGUGCUCAUCAGGAAGGCCGUGGCGCGGGCGACCAAGGAACACACCGACGACGUCAUGACGCUGGCGGCCAAGCUCGAGGACGUCAACCGACUGGUGCCCACUGCGUUCCUCGACGUCCCCGGCUUCCACUGCAUCCAAACGAGCUGGGUCGGCUUUGAGCUGUACGGGCUGGAGUGGGGACCCAGGCUGGGCAGGGUCGAAGCUGUGAGGUCGCCACACGUGGGCGUCAUCAACGGACUGCAGGUUGUUUUCCCGAUUCUGCCGGAUGGUGGAUGGGAGGUCUUGGUUGGUGUCGAGGAGAGCUGUUUGGACCGACUGAUGGAGGAGCCAUUGUGGAACAAGUUUGCGAAAGCAAAGUAAGAUUUUUUUGUGGUUUCCUGCUGCAAUGAGGUUGAGAACCCGCUAGAACUACCUAGGUCUGGGUCUGGGCCCAAGGUGAAAACGGAAAUGGCGGUUGACGUCUUGCUGUUUUGGGAGCCGCACGCACUUUUAGGGAAGUGGGGGGGGAACCAACGAUCGCCUCAUGCAGGGUACCUAGCAACUCAUCCUGCAGCUCGUGUCUGAGUAGACGCUGCAUUUUCAAGGGCUUGCCUUCCCCUUUCGUAAUCCUUUCAACCUUGCAUUAGUACUCUCUGCUCUGAAAUUAAUCCAGUCCAUCUUAUGCAGCCCAUCACACGUAUCAAAAAGCCU